AUGGGACUUAUAGAAUGCUGCUUCGGUUGCUUCACAAUUUUUGGGUGCAGAUCUCGCAUGGUAAGAUUUUUUUCUUUUUUUCCUCCAAAGCCUGCAAGCUAUGAAAUUAUUACUGUUAAUGAUGAGCCUAUGAUAUUUCUUAACAAGCAAACUGAUAAUUUAAUUGACCUACCCUGACUAAAAUUCUCAGUCGCAUUUCUAGACACUGAAGAGAACGAAACUAUUCCAAUGCUUUAUAUAAAGCACGAAACUGCCUAUUAUACCGUAAUUUUUAGUCAUGGAAAUUCUGCAGAUAUUGGGAUCAUGCGAAAUUAUUUAUACCUGCAUAAUUAAAAUUGAUAUGGCAAAUUAUAAUCUCAAAAAGAUCAUAAUGCAAUUAAAUAGGUAUAAUAGAAUUCUCAACACAAUUAAACGUUAGUGUAAUUGUCUAUGAAUACACAGGGUACGGUCAAAGUACUGGUAAACCAUCAGAAAAAUCAUUAUAUGCUGAUAUAAGAGCUGCCUACAAUCACACUAUUAAUAACCUAGAAAUUCCAUGGGACCGGAUUAUCCUUUAUGGUCACUCAAUAGGAUCAGGCCCCACUUGUGAUUUAGCUUCAGAAUUUUCUGUAGGUGGAAUUGUGCUUCAAAGCCCUAUCGCCUCAGGCUUGCGUAUUUUUUCCAAAAAACUAAAAAAAAGCUCAAAAUAUGACCUAUUCAAUAACAUUGAUAAAACACCAUUUAUAAGGUGUCCUGUCUUUAUUAUUCAUGGCACUCUUGACAAAGAAGUCCCAAUCAGACAUGGCCAAUGGCUCCAUUCAAAGCUUAAUUUAGCAUACCCUCCUUAUUGGGUGCCUGGAGCUGGGCACAAUAACAUCGAAAUCCUCCACAAGCAAGAAUUUUUCAGUGCCCUACGAAAAUUUAUUACAGAUUUAAAUAAAUUCCAUAAAAGCGAAAAUUCAAAUAAUUAUGACAGCCUAAAGCCUCUAAGCCCAAAAUCCAACCGUCAAGAAGCCUCUAAAGUCGCUUAUUGGCCUACAAACUCAGAAGUAACAGAGCCUCAAAAAGAUAACACAAAUAUAAAUUAA
Blepharisma stoltei is the source of this 1067-nucleotide messenger RNA. The record is from the annotation of a GenBank genome assembly. Lineage: Eukaryota; Ciliophora; Heterotrichea; Heterotrichida; Blepharismidae.